Molecule: messenger RNA, 3713 nt
Organism: Gadus macrocephalus (Pacific cod)
Lineage: Eukaryota; Metazoa; Chordata; Actinopteri; Gadiformes; Gadidae
Product: coiled-coil domain-containing protein 148-like
Exons: 15
Coding region: 1048-2976 (642 amino acids)
Source: RefSeq, a predicted model, not a curated record
GGUUUACGUGCAAAGAAACGCCAUUUGUAUGAGUAUUUACAGUGUAAAUAACGGUAAUAGGUACAUGUGGGGACACUCUUAUGCAAAUGAGUGAACGUGCGAUAAAAAGGUGAGUUUAUCUCGUGGGAGCCGAACUCCCCGCCCAACGCCGAGCUCACAUUCCACAGAUUCCCUCCCUAACCUCACCUGCCUCUUCACUCCUCCCUCCCUCUCACUCCUCUCUACCUCUCAAUCCCUCGUGUCUCACCCCCUCCCUCUCACUCCCUCCUCUAUCCCGUCGCUCCAUGCUCCCUCUCACUCCUCUCUCCCUCUUCACUCCUCUCUCCACCUCACUCCUCUCUCCCCCUCACUCCUUCUCUCUAACUCUGCCUCCUUUUCCCCUUCUCAGUCCCCAAAGGGUGUUCCUCUACGACCAUUCACGUAGAAAAAGUAGGACUAUAUAUAUAUAUAGGCCUAUAGUCCUACUUUUAUACAUAUACAUAUCAAUGAAUCUAUACUCCUAGACUAUAGACUGUGGAAAUGCCCUCGUUUGUUCCCACAGCGAGCACUCCCGUGACCCGUUCCGUAUGUCUGCAAUUAGGUUUUCAAUCUCCCCGGCGAAAGCGCUGACACAGCCGCGGAACGCCGCGAAAAGAGCCCCGAAGAAAGCACCAGAACCGGCCCAAGGUGUGCUGCAAUGCAUCGGUCCCACGGAACCACAGUGUCCCCGAAGAGUAUCCACUGAUGCGCGAUACUUUUCACAUGGCAGUGCUAUCCACCAAAAAAAAGAGACCGCACACACUUCUCCGCUGUGCAUGUGGAAACUUUACACGUAAGUUGAUCGAUUCCCCAUUUUCGGGAAGAGAUCCCUCAUUUUAGUUUUUUUUUAGCUUUUCAGUUUUUUCUAUAGUUCGCGGAUAAAACAAUAGUAUAGUUCCGUACCUGGCGGAGGGUUGUUCUAGUGCUGGGCUAAGUUGUUGGGCUGGAUCCCCAUGAGAAUUUGUAACUUCAUAGGUAAUCGUUCCCGUGGUUUAGUCCCAUGCGUGUGGAGGAGGGAAGGUGUCCUCCAUGGUCUCCGGAACAAGAAGACUCUCCGUGGCUCUGCACCCAAACUGGAGGAAUACGAGCACUUUCUCCCCAUACCUCAACCGCUGCAGUAGGAUGAGUGGAAGGGAUCUGCGAGCCUUCAUCACACACUGCAGAACACAAGAUGGUGCAGGCAAACAUCUGGUCUGGAAGAGGGAUGGUUCUGUCAGCAGCCGGUGCCAGCCCACAGAAUACCAACGUCUGGAAGCCGCCCUGCAAGCAAGACGUCAAGAAUCGGAAACCAUCGCACAGAAGGUUCAGCAGACUCUGUCUGCAGCCAGGUCGUCCAAGGAGACGUCGCUGCUCCGACAACACAGACAGGUGUGGUCCCGGGAACACCUGAGGCUGAGGACAGGAGAGGAGGCGGCAGUUAGUGACCUGGAGGGUUUUGUGGCACAGCUCGGCUCGACCAAUGAGCUUCAAGAUCACGGCUCGACCAAUGAGCUUCAAGAGCACGGCCUGCAUCUUGAGAGGGAGAGAGAGCUUUUCAAGAUGGCCACAGUGGAGCCUGUUCUCCAGCUCCGAGACGACCUCCGCUUCAGGAUGGAUGAACUCCUCCUCCAGCGCCUGACUCUCCACCCCUCUGAAGGACUGCAGAUACAGCAACAGGUGAACCUGGUGAAGCAGCAGCAGGGGGCGGUCACGGGAAGGCUGCGUGCUGAGCUGCUGGCGUUGGAGGAGGAGGUGGCAGCCCUAGGCCUGGAGGACUGUGUGGCGUGUGGGUCUGAGGCGGACCCAGAGCCCGUUCCAGGGGAGGUGCUGGAGGCAGACUGUCCCUACCCUGAGCUGAAGCUCUCCGUGCUGCAGAGCUUUCAGACACUGGCGGAGAGCUACCAGUCCAGGCAGCGCGGCAUCAGGGAGCGUCUGGGGGGCAUGGACAGGUGUUGCGGCUGGUCUGCCAGUGACCACCUCUGCUUCCAGUGGACAGUGGGUCAAUACGCGCCGGACCCGCCCAACCACAGGGCUCUCUGCGCAGACAUGCUGCUCCGACUCCUCCCACACAGAAACCGCCAAGACCUGAUGGAUCACGAGCGCGCAUGGGACUGGCUCUGCUUCAGCCAGGCCCAGCUGCGGGCGCUGGCCCAGGCGCGGCAGCGCGACCGGGGGGAGCUGCUGGCCCGGGCCCUGGUCACCCUGGAGGAGGCCCGGCUCGCCCACCAGGAGGAGCUGCUCCUCCACCGGGAGCGCCGGCUCCAGCUGGACACCUGCAACCAGCUCAGGGACAAGGUGCAGCAGUGGCGGGCGCGGCAGGAGGAGGUGUCCCAGCUGGAGGCGCUGAUGGCCGCCAGGCGUCAGGAGGAGGAGGAGAGGCGUCUGGGCAGGAGGCGGGACAGCGAGGCGUCCGUCAGGUCACACCAGAGAGACAAGUUGAAGGAGUUCUACGCGAGGCAGCAGGACAGGAGGGAGCGUCUGGAAAGGAGAGACGAGGAGACACUGGCUCUUCUCAGGAGCUCCAUGGAAGAGCAGGCCAGGAGGGACCAGGAGAGGGUGCGGUAUCGCGAGGAGACCCUGCUGCUCCGCAGGCAGGAGAGGGAGGCGGGGGAGCUGCAGCGCCGGAGGGAGCUGGAGGAGACACGGACCCGCCUGGAGGCCCUCAGGAGCCAGGUUGCCGUGGUAGCAGAGGCCGACCCAGAGAGGAUGAUGGGGGAGACUGAAGCAUGGAGGAGUCGUCAGAAGGAGGGAUGUGAGCCCCAGAAGCCCCUAUACAACAUCAACACGUACACAGACAGCCAGAUCGUGUCGGACCCCAGGGUGCGCGUGGAGCAGGCACUCCGUGAGGCGGGUCUCCACCAGACCCCCUACGCACGCCAGGUCCUGGCCGACAUCCGGCCCCCCAGGGCCCCUCGCAGAGACACGGUGUCCGCCGGCCUCAGGACAGACCCAACCCCUGGGUCUUACGAAGGGAAAUGACCAAAACAUAAACACGCAGCAGUAUGGCAGUUUACACUAUCAGAUCAUGUAGAAAACUUAGGUCAUUUGUUUCCAGAAGGAUUAACAUUGUAUUUACUGCUGAUGGACCACGUGUUUAUGGACUCUUUAGAACCACGAUCCGUUCGAAUGAUAUAUGUAGGCGUAACCCUGUUAUGACACUUCAUUAAUAUUUGUUUAAUAAUGUUUCUCAUCGUCUACCAAAUGAAAGGAGCUUAUGAUGCCAAAUGAGCAUGUUUCCACUGGUAAUUGGCUAGUUAUAAGAUUGUAUAAGUUUGUUAUUAUAGAAAUUGAAUUAUUCUGACAACGCGUUUAAUUGGCCAGUGUGUUGCAAAACACACUAUGUAUUUCACAUGUAUCCGUUUGGUGUGUAAAGUGUAAAGAUACAUAAUAACUGUAAAGAACACUGAGAAUUAAGCUUUAAGAACACUUUAUUUUUUCAUAUUCAACAUGACACUGUAACAUUAUACACAAUACACUUCACAGUACAUAUAAUAUAAAUACAGAACAAAAUUAUUUUGUUAAAUACGUUAAAUAAUGAGCAAGUGAUUGUAAUAAAAUCAUACAUUCUUUAGGUCAAAAAAGGUAACUCUUUAUAUAAUAACUAGAAGCUUAUCAGAAGCACCAAAGCGUGAGGAGUAAGAACACAUAUCCACAUGGUAAUCACAUGAAUCCAUCCUUAUACACAUAUCUAUAUAAUAUAAUGUAUAUAUUAUAUA